UUAUUCAAUAUUUAAACCCAAGAUGGCACAAGCAAGAAUUACCAGAACCCUGGAUAUGAGUUAUCAGGAAGAGAUCAAUAAUGAUAUUAAGGAUCUCGAGCAUAAGUGGAACGAUCUUUCUUUUAAAGAGAAGCAACAAGAGUUUUAUAAGUUGAGUAAAGGACUAGCUUACCUCAAAACCUCCAGUUCUGCGACAAAUAAAACAUAUCUUACCAAAGAUGCUUCUCUCUGAAGGCAGAAUAGUGAAGAACAUCAAUAUCUGAACGAAUACCAGAACUCAUUCAUCUCUUUUAAGGCUGAGUUGGGAUGGGAAUCUCUCAAGAAUGAACUUGAUUUCAUGAACAAGAAAUACUUCCUGUGCCUUCCCACACUAAGUAGAAAUGACAAAAAUUUCAUUGGAAGAAAAAUAACUGAAAAUAAUGGAGUCAUAAAGACCUCAUUUGCUGAUUCUGAUUACAUCAUCGUGAAUGAGGGCGUUUUCAACGGUGAAGAUAAGCACAGGAAACAAGAACAGAUUGAAAUCUUUACUCACAUGAACAACGCACACACUCAAGAGGAAAGAAUCAACAGACAACAGGACAUCACGAAGAGUAUUAGCUUCAUCCACGAGAGUAAUUACAAGUCAAGAAUAGCUAAGUUGGUGACCCAUGCUCCAAAGAAGCAUUUGGAGAGCAUCAAAGCAUCUUCUGAGAGUGCCCCAAAGAACUCCAAAUGUCCUAAUGUAUUUAACUUUUUAUCGAAUGAAAGAUGGAAAAUCUUGACCCUGAACGAUCUGUAUGAUAUUAUCAACAGACAAGAGUCUAGCAAGGGCAACCUUGACUGGUUCAGAAAAAGACUCAAGCCAAUGAUUAAGGAAUAUGGAGAAUUCGACUAUAAGUCUCUAUUCUGAGCUGCUUCCUUCUACAGAUUGACUGAUGUAGUCAAUAGAGAAAUGGACCAUAUCGUCCACUACGACCAGCUCGAUGAGGCUUGGGUCAACAAGAAACUCAAUUCAAAGGAAGCGGAGUACUUGAGACAGAGCAGUCCUUUAAUAGAUACUUUCAGCUCUCUUCGAGUGUCAAUUCCAGUGAUCAAUUUGAAUGCUCCACAAGGUACCGCAAUUUUUCAGACAUUUGAAGAAUAUCAACAUUCAACGAAAUCAAAUGUCAGGACAACCUUACAAGAGAAAUACAGGAAGUCAAUUAAGCAACUGACGAACAAGAUAGGAGGUAUGGGAAAGAACUGCUCAGAAGACCAUCCUGAACAAAAACCUUCCUCCAAACAUAGCUUCUGCUUCCUCUGAAAAGUUGGGUUCCAGAACUACUUCGAGCAUGUUGAAAGUGAGAGCCAUAAGAAUUCCAUCUACAUUCAUCAGAGGUCAUACGACCAAUUGGAUGAAAUGUUUGAUGAACUAUAUUUAGAUCUCCAGGAGAAGUAUCCAUCAUUCAGGUGAUACGGUAGCAAAGAUGCUACUGUAGCUAACCUAUCAAUCAUCAAAAAGAAAACGGAUGAACUACAAGUUAUUGACCAGCAAUCGACUACCUCCCAUCAGGCUAGGGGAGAUGACCCUACUCAGAAGAUCGAGGAGUUCUCUUUAGACCAGGAAGGGGAAUCGAAUGACCAACAAAUCAACGUGAUAGUAGAAGAGAACAGCAAUGACUUUACUAACAGACAAGCCAAUGAAGAGCUAUCUCCUACUGGGAGGAAUAACUGAAAUCGAGAAUAUUCUAAGUUCACUCCGAGUAAAGAUGUCUUGAACAGUAAGCAGAUCGUCUCAGAUCUCAAGUCUGACUGAGAUUUCGAGGAUGAAUCCAAACACGUUCGAGCAGAAAUCAUCGGUAAAACUCAUGAAAUGAAUGCACUGAUGAGCAAGUGCAGUGAAGAAGAGAAAUCCGAAAAGGAAGAAAAGCAAGAGAUAAAUCACAGAGCAACAAAGCUCACUUCAAAGAUUAGCUUUGGGCCUUCGAGAAUGGGGUCUUAUGAAGACAUUGAGAUGGAGAAUAUGCCUUUUAAGAAUUCUCUAGCUCAAAAUGCAUUUGAUACCAAAAAAUCCAGUUUGGAAGAGAAAUGCGAUUCUAAGAAAGAUUCUCUUAAAGAAAGCCCUCAUUUCACAGAAUCAAAAUCAGACAAAGAAAAGGAAAACAAGCCUGAAAAUCUUCAUCUUUAUGAAAGAGAGAUUUUUAAGAAUAGAGUAAAUAAAAAUGAACGCGAUGCUAGAAAUUCGGAAAAAGUUGCUCAAUCUUCAUCCAUUAGCAACCUAUCGCACACAGAGAAGAAUAGGGGAAGUGUUGAGCCUAGAAUCCACAAGCCUACCUAUUCAGAGAAGGAUGGGAAGGUUCUUCCUGCUACUGCUCCAAGGCAUCAAUACAAUACCUCUAAACCCAAUGGUUUAUCGUCCCAGUCUCAGAGGUCACAUAUUUCUUCAAGAAGCCACAGAGGUGCAAAAAUAGUGCACCCUACUUCGAAGAGGAUGGCCUUUGGCUACAACAAUCCUCAUCUGCACCAAAGGUUAUCCAAGAUAAGGAGCAAGAAAAAGAGAGACCUGAAAGAAUAUUCUAAAAGAGCCGAUCCAAUCCUUAGUGACCCGAACGAGAUUAAGAAGUGUAUCAGUAAGGGAUUCAAGAAAAUAAAGCAGGCUAAGCCAGUAGAAAUGCCUAGACAAGAAUACCCUAAAUCACAACAUAUUAGCUGUUCCUCUAAGAGACAGAAGCUGCUGCUUAAUAGAUAA
Moneuplotes crassus is the source of this 2707-nucleotide messenger RNA. Lineage: Eukaryota; Ciliophora; Spirotrichea; Euplotida; Euplotidae. The record is from the annotation of a GenBank genome assembly.